Molecule: messenger RNA, 648 nt
Organism: Perkinsus marinus ATCC 50983
Lineage: Eukaryota; Perkinsozoa; Perkinsida; Perkinsidae
Exons: 2
Coding region: 1-648 (215 amino acids)
Source: RefSeq, a predicted model, not a curated record
AUGUCAUCCGACUCCUUCACUUUUGACCUAACCAACAUCGCUGCGCGGGUUCUCGACCACCCCGAAAAGCUUCUCAGCAGACUCAACGACGACCACAUCAAUUCUUGGCCCUUAUUCGCUUCAUGGCUCCCCACAGACCUCUUACCCGGAACUCGACUAAAACUCAACCUCCUCAAGGCCUGUCCUGAGAUCCGAGCGCGUCUCUUCACGUUGAACCACAACGUCUUCCAGGAUAAGUUUAAUCUCCCAAUUCGUCAUCAUCUUGCUUCCGCAACCUGGAGAUCAUACUCUUCGGUUAUCACCAAAUAUCUUCAAUGGCACUGGUCACAAUUCCCUCACAUUCCAGCUCUUCCUGCGUCCGCAUCGUCCGUUCGUCACUUUGUGACCAAUACAUCAGGUCACUCAUACUACCUGGCUUUAAAGAAGAUCCACCAUAUCCUCGAACUUCCCGUGUUCUUUGACGACGAUCUCACUCACGCCAUCAGCAAAGAUCAACAUUUACUUCAUCGUGACUGCGUCCACGACAAGGCUUUUCUCAAGCUCCACCAACUGAACGAUCUAGUUCAGAUCGCUCAGUUGCAUAACCAUCAUGUCUUCGCUGCAUGUGAACUCAACGACCUCGGUGAUGACAUUGGUUAUGAUAAGUAG